ACUCAAGCAGCUUGAACAGGAGUCAGAGAUGCUAUAGUAGUGCGGACGAGAGGUUUUACUGUUCUCAUGCCGCUCGCGUCUCUUUCACAUAUGCGCGUAGAUAUCACAGACUGUAACUAAUUGUGGAUUGUAAAUGAAGAAUAUACAACAGUAGGCACAGACUUAUCACAAUGGAAAGCCAGAUGACCCGCUGUAAGGUUGUUGUGGUUGGGGAUACUCAGUGUGGAAAAACUGCGUUGUUACAUGUAUUUGCAAAGGACUGCUAUCCAGAGAAUUAUGUUGCUACCGUGUUUGAGAACUACACUGCAAGUUUUGAAAUUGAAAAACAGAGGAUUGAGCUGAACAUGUGGGAUACCUCAGGUUCAGCAUAUUAUGACAACGUCCGCCCACUGGCGUAUCCGGACUCGGAUGCUGUUCUAAUCUGUUUUGAUGUCAGCCGUCCAGAGACCCUUGACAGUGUACUUAAGAAGUGGCAGAGUGAGACCCAAGAGUUCUGUCCCAAUGCCAAGGUGGUUUUGGUCGGGUGCAAACUGGACAUGAGAACAGACUUGAGCACUCUGCUGGAGCUCUCCAAACAGAGGCUAAUCCCCGUCACGCACGAACAGGGAAGCACGUUGGCGAGACAGAUUGGAGCGGUUGCUUACAUGGAAUGCUCCUCCAAAGUAUCUGAGAACAGUGUUCGGGAUGUCUUCCAUGUAACAACGCUGGCUUCAGUCAACAAGAUGCACAAACACUUGAAACGUAGCAACUCUAAGCGAGGACUGAAGCGGGUGUCCCAAAUGCCGGGCCGGACAGAUUUGUUGGAAAAUACAGAAAUGAGGAAGGACCGUGCCAAAAGCUGCUCUAUAAUGUGAAGGAACAGGGAGCUGUAAAUGAUCUGUAUUUAUUAUUUGUUUUGCAGCCAAACUGGCAUAAAGGAAGAAAAGAAGAAAGGCUGUUGGUUGAGCCUGUGUUUUUUUUUUGGUGGUGGUGUGUUUUUCUUUUGUUUUGUUUUUUUGGGGGGGGUGUUUUUUUGUGUUUUUUUAACCAUGGCUUUUCUUCAUCCACUAGGCCUCAAAUGAAGUGUCUAGUCUUGUAUGUGAGUCAGUAGUGCAGUGGAGCAGGGCCAUUAACCACACUAAACCACACCGUAAAGUGGAGAUGACUUGAAUGACUGUUGCAAUGCUGGUUGCUUGUGAAAAGAACUUAUCGGAAGAAAGUUUAUACAAGUGAGGAAUGUCUGUGAACUGGUGGAGCAAAGAAGAGAUGAUUUGAACUUCUUUCUGUUGCCUUUUGUUUUCCAAACCAGUGAAUGAACUUCAGCUAAGGAUAUUACUGUCAAUUUCAAGUGUUUGUAUAUUAAAAACAAAAAAGCAUAUGACUGUACAGGAGUGAGCAGUUGGUGAAGGAAGCUUGUCAAGCUGUUUAAAAGUGUUCUGAAUCUUAUUACAUUGGACAUGAUUUACUUUGUUAUUGGAUCAGUCACAUAGAUAACAGGCUUGAUCCAAAUACAUAAAACCAACUUAGUUUUUGCUGUCGUUUUGGAAAAGGGAAAGAAAAAAUAUAUCAUGGGCUGGUCAUUGUUGUUUUUUGAAGUUCUUGGUUGAGUGCCUUUCGUUUUGAAACCAUUUGUAUUGUUUUUUUUUUGUUUGUUUUAUUUAUUUAAGAGUGACAUGAUUGUUUAAAUGGUUAUAUGCAUGGUAAAAUAACAUAAAGGAAGCUUAAGUGUUAAAAGUUUACCAGGUAUACUAACAGCCUUUUACUGUGGUAUUUCACCUGAGUGCAUCCAAAUCCUUAAAGACAAAGCUAUCACAGCCAGCCCUGAUGUCAGAUGAGAAACUGUUUUGCUAAAUUAAUCAUGGAAAAUGUAUUUUGACACCCCAGUAAAUCUGUUAAGCCUAAAUUGCUUUUAUAAUCCCGUUGUUUUAUUACAUUUGCACUAAGGCCAUAUUCAUUUGUAUCCUACUGUAUUUCUGUUUUUAUGGAGAAUCCACAACCCAAACAAGCCACAAGCCAAAUUUGUAUUAUGAUAGGUUUGAAUGGCCAAUCCCCCCAAUAACAGUGGCCAGUCCUUUUAUGUGUCCGUAUUUCAUCCUGCAUACAAUAAAUACAUAAUUGUUCUGUACUGUGCAAAUAUAGAUGCAGGUCAUUUUGUCAGUAUAUGGCAACUUUAAAUACAAUAACAAUGGAUGCCUUGAGCAGGGAUGGGCAGCUGUCACCUUCCAGAAAAGGUAUUUGUUUGAGUGAUGUUAAUUGUUUCAUGGAACCAAUUAGACCACCUUACAGGUUCUAAAGCAAUUAACUACUUUAUUGUACCUGUUAAACCUAGGCCUGAAUUAAAUAAAUAAGUUUAUGGUCCUGCCAUAGCAAUAAGGAGGCUGUGUGGUCCGUGGUUAAAGAAAAGGGCUUGUAACCAGGACGUCCCUGGUUCAAAUCCCGGCUCACUUGCUGUGUGACCUCGAGCAUGUCACUUAACCUCCUUGUGCUCUGUCUUUCGGAUGAUUUGACUCUGCAGCUGAUGCAUAGUUCACACACCCUAGUCUGUAAGUCGCCUUGGAUAAAGGCGUCUGCUUCUGGCAGAGAGAGAAGCCUUGAGCAGGCAUCAUGCCAGGGUCACACCUCUGCCAGCACAUCACGCACAUUGCAGGAUACAAAGCAUGCAAAACAUGCCGUUUACAGAUAGGUUUGUCAUAGUUUGUAUUCUUUGGAGACCGUGGGAAAGGUUUGGCAAGGUAUGUAAUAGCAUGCCUGAGAAGUUUCUCACUCAGAAGAAAUGUUCCCAUGGUGCAAAAACAGAUUCACACCUAGAAAAAUAUUGUACAUUUUGUAAGGGAAGCCAAGUAGAAAUAAGACAUUGCUAAUUGGAUACAAUUAGUUUGUGAAUAUCAUAAACAUGCUCCCUUCUUUAUGUAUUAUUUUUUUUAUCCUGAAUCAAAGCAAAUGUCAAUCUGUAAGUCCAGCUUUUUAACCCCUUUCAAACAGUUUCAUAUCUGCUCUAAUGACUCUUCAGUGGCCCCACAUUUGAUGAUUUGACUAAACUAGUUUCAUCCAGCUAAUGAAUUGCUGAUAAAAACUAGCUCCCAGUAAACAAUGUAUUUUCUGUUUUAUUGAAGCAACAUUCCCUAAACUGAUGAUUCUGUCAAGCAGAACUUGCCAUUGACUGUUUACUUUUGUGACCCAGAAUGGAAAAUUGUUUUUGUGACGUCAUUGUAUAGUAUUUUUCUACAUUUUGGAAAUGCAUAUUUAAAGCAUCUGCGUCUGGAGGGGGUAGGUCAAUGCUGUUUUGGCUUGAUUUUAGGAACAAAUCGAAAAGAUAGUCAUCUUACUGAGACAAAAGUACACCUCCUGAUCUUCUUUAAUUGCAAAUCAUAUGUUAAGACACAUCAAAACAAGAAAGCCAGGGCCAUUGAAACAAAACAAAACGGGCUCAGAACUCCAUCAGGGCAUCGGCACAGCUUCUUCAACCUUUAGCUGAGGGACUACUUACUGUAUGUGGUUAUUUAUUUUUAAGUUUUUUUACAUUCAUUUUAUUGAAUUAAGGCCUACAACAGCACUGCUAUUGUGGUGUGUGAGGGAUUAGUGGGUUUUUCUAGAAUCUGUAAUGGUCCCUUUAUCAAACGUUAGUUGUUGUUAUGAACCCUGGAAAACUACUGAUUCAUGACUUGUGACCAGCCCUUGAUAUCCUACUACAUAUUUAAUCUGUCAUUGCCUUUAGUGUAUUACCAGGAUGCCUUUCUGUGAACAAACUGCUUAACUUUGAUUUUCGCCAUACUAUGCAUAGAGGUUUAUUUUCUGUAUCAAAUGUUCCAGAUUGCUAAAUUUACAGUGUUGAAUAAAUUAUCUGAAUGAAAUGUAUU
Messenger RNA from Acipenser ruthenus (sterlet), 3836 nucleotides. It is a transcript of the gene rnd2, whose product is annotated as Rho family GTPase 2. Lineage: Eukaryota; Metazoa; Chordata; Actinopteri; Acipenseriformes; Acipenseridae. The record is from RefSeq and is a predicted model, not a curated record. Gene Ontology annotation, biological process: small GTPase-mediated signal transduction. Gene Ontology annotation, molecular function: GTPase activity; GTP binding. The coding region runs from base 171 to 854 and encodes 227 amino acids. The transcript has 5 exons.